AUGCCAUUUUUGGCCUCCACCAACCUCCCCCUCGUUUUCCGCGCCUCCAGCCGCCUCCCUCCUCGAAAUCCGGCGCCGGCCACCUCCCCGCCGCCAAGUGGCGCGCCCCCACUGGUCUCCGCCGCCACAGCCAGCGCCCCGGGCCAAUCGGAGCCGGCCACGUCGCCUCCCCCACGUCUCCAGCCGCCAGGCCCGUGCCAGGCCCGCUCGGGCCCUGAUCUGGGCUCCGAGGCCCGCAACCAGCCCGAGCGCCCCGCUCCCUCCACCGCCGGCCGGCUCUCGUCGCCGAUGCUCGACACCGCCGCCUCGCGCCUCCCGCCGGCAACCCCGGCAGCCCCGCCGAGCCUCCUCCGCCGGCAGGCCAGCUCCGCCGCCCCUCCUCUCCGUCUCCAUGCCUCGCCCUAA
Aegilops tauschii subsp. strangulata is the source of this 405-nucleotide messenger RNA. The record is from RefSeq and is a predicted model, not a curated record. NCBI's taxonomy places the organism in Eukaryota, Viridiplantae, Streptophyta, Magnoliopsida, Poales, Poaceae.